CAGUCUCGGCCCUCUGGCUGGCAUCUCCACCACCACGCUUACUGACAAGCUCAAGUUUGGUGUCCUGCAGGAGUUUGAGACCAUGGUGUCCCCUCUGCACUUCCUGGGAAGCCUCAGGCCUCUUGGCAUUAAAACAGAGGUGCUGUCCGUGAUGUAAAGGUUAUGCAGAGCAUACCCGGGGUGAUCAUAGCUUCCUCCAAGAAUGGCUGAUUUAAUGAUGACCUGACAAAGGAUUGGCUCGAGAGGGCAGUGGGGAAAUUUCACUUCGGACCGAGGCUACUUGCAUGGGACUCGUACCGAUGCCAUAUCAGCGAGGCCACGAAGGCAGAGCUGUUUUGGGGGAAAUUCAGCACCUUACAAUGGCUGUUAUAUCUGGAGGUUGCACAAAGUACCUUCAGGCCCCCAAUGUUGUGUGGAAUGGCCCUUUCAAAGUGCAGCUCCGUGACUACUAUGAUAACUGGAUGGCUGGUGAUAAAGUUAAGACCUACAACAAGUCAGAGAACCUGAGAGCCCCUUCCCGCCGCCUCCUGGUCGACUGGGUCCUGGGAGCCUGGGAUGCUCUGGAUCGGGAGAGUCUGAUCAACUCAUUCAAGGUGUGUGGGCUGACUGUGGCAGCUGAUGGGAGUGAGUACCAGCUCAUUUACUGCCUCAAAGAGGGACAGCCAUGUCAGCCAGGCAGAGAGAUGCUGUUGAGGGCUAGACAGCAGGGUGAUGCUGUGGUUCAGGAAGAGGAGGCAAGUGAUGAGGAACAGCAGUUCCUCAAUGAACUUGUGAUUGAAGAGGAGGAUGAUGAUGAGGGGGGUGAGGGAGAGGAGGGGGAAGAAGAGGAGGAGGAAGAAGGGGAGGAGGAGGAGGAUGAUGAGUGGGUUUGAGUUGCAUUUGGGGUUGCGUUUGCUGCAGUAUUAUUGUUUUGAUGGUUUUAUAGAGUACUUGGUGCCAUAAUUGUAUUUUUUCUGUAUGCUGCUUUAUUUAAAACUUGAAAUACUGUAGCCUUUAUAUUAUUUAAGUGACACUAUUAUUAUUUUGUUUUGAUGGUGGGUUUUAUACUUGAGUACUUGGUACCAUAAUUUUAUUUUUCCCGGUAGGCUGCUUUGUUUAAAAACUUUAUUUAUUUUCAGUAUUGGUAUUUUAUUUGACAAUUGUUGCACUACUGCCAUGUUGAGGCCUUGUUGAUCUCUUCUCUUUUGAUAGUCUUGUUUUUUUGUUUGUCUGCUUACAAUAGCUUUUACAUUUAAAGUUUUUUAUACGAAAAAAAAAAUAAUGGACAGCAACCAUUGUGACCAAAUAAUGGCCUAGUGCAGGCUGGUGCAAAAACAAAUAAAAGCCUUGUGCAAAUAACCGCCUGCUUCUUUUAAACGCCCGUCUCCAAAAAUGAUUUUGUGAAAUAAACGCCCGGGCUACUAUUUGGACUGAACCACCGUAUGUCCCGGAAAAUUAUCCGCAUUAAGGCCAAGGAGUUGUAUGCCACCGCGAGUGACAUGACAACGCUUAUUAUAAUAAUCACCUCUCAGUCAACUACUAGUAACAUCACCGUGCCCGUUGACGUUCGAGAAAUAUAAGCACCAGCUCAGCUCGCUCGCAGUCCUUGAGGUGAAGGUUUAUUAGCUUUUAGCUUAACGUUAGCUCACUGUGCGUGUGUGCGUCCGUGUGUGGGUGUGCGUGUGUGUUAGGGACAGCAAAGCCCUGUCUGAACAGUUAACAACUAAGGUUUUUCACUUAACCUUUUUCUGUGUUGAAGCACCAAAAAAGGACAUUAUGUUAAAUGAAGAGUUUCAGUCUCUGAUCCUUGAUAUAAUAAUGUUACUGCAUCAUAAAGCCUACUUGAACUCCAUGGUGUUCAGGGAUGAAUAGACUCUCCUAUGUCUAUUGUACUAUUUUUUCAGCUAUAGUUACAUUAAUCAUUAGUAAUGUAUCAUUCUAGUUUUGAAUGGCAGGGUCCCUGCUGUGACAUGUUGAUAAAAUAUAUAACAGUUACAUAAUAAAAAUCAACUACAGGCUUCCCAAAUGCUGUAAUAAAUUGAGCAUGAAAAUACAAAAUUAAGCAUGAUGAGUUGAGCAUAUGUCAGCAUGUGACCCCACUUUUAACUUUUUUUUUUCAAACGCUUAUUGCAAACGCUUAUUUACAGUAAGUCGUUCAUUUGAUUUAGUCAUUAUUUUGUUUUAGUAAGUCAAUAUUUACUAGGUCAAAACAAUAACAAAAUAUUGAGAUAUAUAUUGUUUAUUGCCAUCUAACAUACGGAGCGCGGAAAACACAACUCCCUCUUCCCGCCCCGGGCGACACCCCCCUCUCCCCUUUAACUAACAAACGUCAUAUAUAUAUAUAUAUACUGUUUCAUGAGGGGUUCCCUCAAUCAUCAGGAUAUUCUCCUGAUGAUUGAGGGAACCCCUCAAGAAACAGUUCUAUAGAGAUGAAGUAGUCUUGUGAUUUUUCCCACACCUACAUAUUGCGCUCUACCACGGUAUCGAGCACUAUUCUCUGGAUAAUCCAAUCAAGACAUAUAUAUAUAUCCAUCCAUCCAUCCAUCCAUCAUCUUCCGCUUAUCCGAGGUCGGGUCGCGGGGGCAGCAGCCUAAGCAGGGAAGCCCAGACUUCCCUAUCUCCAGCCACUUCGUCUAGCUCUUCCCGGGGGAUCCCGAGGUGUUCCCAGGCCAGCCGGGAGACAUAUUCUUUCCAACGUGUCCUGGGUCUUCCCCGUGGCCUCCUACCAGCUGGACAUGCCCUAAACACAUCCCUAGGGAGGCGUUCGGGUGGCAUCCUGACCAGAUGCCCGAACCACCUCAUCUGGCUCCUCUCGAUGUGGAGGAGCAGCGGCUUUACGUUGAGCUCCUCCCGGAUGGCAGAGCUUCUCACCCUAUCUCUAAGGGAGAGCCCCGCCACCCGGCGGAGGAAACUCAUUUCGGCCGCUUGUACCCGUGAUCUUAUCCUUUCGGUCAUGACCCAAAGCUCAUGACCAUAGGUGAGGAUGGGAACGUAGAUC
Molecule: messenger RNA, 2977 nt
Organism: Nerophis ophidion (straightnose pipefish)
Lineage: Eukaryota; Metazoa; Chordata; Actinopteri; Syngnathiformes; Syngnathidae
Product: jun dimerization protein 2-like
Exons: 3
Coding region: 285-872 (195 amino acids)
Biological process (GO): regulation of transcription by RNA polymerase II
Cellular component (GO): nucleus
Molecular function (GO): DNA-binding transcription factor activity, RNA polymerase II-specific; RNA polymerase II cis-regulatory region sequence-specific DNA binding
Source: RefSeq, a predicted model, not a curated record